This is a messenger RNA of Cyprinus carpio (common carp), 1559 nucleotides long. RefSeq names its product chromosome 8 C22orf15 homolog (gene c8h22orf15). The record is from RefSeq and is a predicted model, not a curated record. Lineage: Eukaryota; Metazoa; Chordata; Actinopteri; Cypriniformes; Cyprinidae.
GAAAUAGAAAUAUUUUGUUGUUAUGUUAUAUAAAUAUCUUUAUGUGAAUGCAUGUCUCUAUAAGGCCAUUCACUUCCAAAAAUGAACUUGUACUCAAGAUUCAUGCAGUUUAAAGUACAGUAGGGCUGGGCAACUUCGGUCCUGGAUUUAGCUUCUAAUCAAACACACCUGCACAAGCUAAUCAGUGUCUUCAAGAUCACUAGAAAGCUACAGGCAGGUGUGUUUGAUUAGGGUUGGAGCUUAACUUUGCAGGACAGUGGCCCUCCAGGACUGAAGAUGCCCAGUCCUGAAGUACAGGGACAAAACUGCAACAGACAUUUAAAUGAAUUAAAUUAGAUAACCUUUUAGUCCUUUAAGAUUGUUUUCUUAUGGCACAACUUUUUUCCCAAGUUAGUACUGAAAUAGCCACAACUGGGACGGACUUGUGCUGUUCUCUUACUGUUGCGUUAAAAGUCAUGGGGAAAAGACUAUAGAUCUGUUCCCCACUCAACUAGACAUGUCCUGGAUAAGUACUUCAAAGUAUCAAAGAACCUGUCUGUCUGUGUACUAACUCCAUGGAGACAAAUCAGGCUGGUCUGCUUCAUAAAAAAGAGUCCCUUCUCUCUUCUCUUUUCAAGGGGGUUACACAGAGAGAGAGAGAGAGAGAGAGCGAGAGAGACAGUGAGUAGUGAGUGAAAGACGUAGCCGGGUAAUACGGUGCUGUUUAUAUAAUGCAGAUUCUAAGCCAUGAGGGGAGUUCAUCUAUAGUUCAGUGGUGGCACAGCAUACAUAAUACUCUGAUUACUCUAAUCUAGAUCUCGUCUGCCAAUUAUAUUCAGUACUGUAGAACUCCACAGCAUUCCUCAUAAACCAGGGCUUUGUCUCUAGGUAUGGCUGUCGUCAACAACAUUUAACUGGCUUUUAUUUUCCUACUGUGUGAACAGACACAUUCAUUACUGCAGGCUGCUGGAACAGUAAGCAGUUUCAGUUGAAAACAUCACAUCUUAAGACUGAGAUGUUCAUUACUGUGAUAUUAGGUGAGGGAAGAGAGGAGAUAUUGAACCUAAACUGCAAGGUGAUAAACUUCAUCCACUGUAUAAAAGAAAAAUGCAAUCUGGAUCCCCAAGAGACUGUGGACUUGAUGGACAGGACGGGAGAGCUGGUGAACUUGGCUGAGAGAGAGCAGAGCACCGACCUCGUCAGCAGUUUGCUGAAGGAGAGAGAGAGCUAUAUUCCAUUACGUGUAUCACGAGGUGAAGGCAGUGAAGGUCCAAAGUAUACUGCAGUGUAUGACUUUGGGACAAGUUACCCUGAGCUAGCAGAGAUUCUGAGAAAACUGUCAAAUCCUUCAAAGGAGCGGGACAAAAGGGGUGGAGCAUCUAAAAGGGGAGGAGUCAGUCAACACCGCAUCAAAGCUGCCAUCAACUUUAAGAAAGCCAUCACAACACCUCGGAGCUGAAAACACUCUCUUACUAUUUCCUUGUGUUCUUUAACAAUUUUAUAAAUAUUUUAGAAUUGGUUAUAUCAUAUAUAUCAAUGUGAAGAAUAUUUUUUGUUUGUGUAUAUACACAACCAUUCAA